Rhizoctonia solani is the source of this 1629-nucleotide messenger RNA. Its product is annotated as asparagine synthase. The transcript is spliced from 16 exons. Lineage: Eukaryota; Fungi; Basidiomycota; Agaricomycetes; Cantharellales; Ceratobasidiaceae. Gene Ontology annotation, molecular function: asparagine synthase (glutamine-hydrolyzing) activity. The record is from RefSeq and is a predicted model, not a curated record. Bases 1 to 1629 code for a protein of 542 amino acids.
AUGUGCGGCAUAGCUUUGGCUAUAAUUGAGUCGGACAAGGCCCAUAAAGGGUCGCCGCUCGGUGAUUACACUGAUAUUUGGAGAAACUUGUGCUCUGCAUGCAUAGAACGAGGCCCAGAUUGGUCUGAUUCUACAACUGUCUUGAACGAUGGACUAGACACCGUAUUCUUUUCUUCGGUGUUGCAUCUUAGAGGAGUGGAUGGACGUCGAGGACUCACUCGUCAACCCCACAUCAGCAAUGAUGGAUCUAUUUUUGCUUGGAAUGGAGAGAUAUUCCAUGGUAUACCCGUCAGACACGACGAAAACGACGGGCUAAAGCUUUUUAGCUUGAUUGAAAAAAGCCGAGGAGAUAUAGAUUCUUUGAGGGAUAUCCUAUCGGAAUUAGAGGGCCCAUAUGCGUUUACUUAUUUGCACAAACCAAGCCGAACGCUCCACUUCGCUCGUGACCCGCUGGGUCAGCGGUCGCUGCUCCUUCACCUCCCUACUCCAUCAGAGCCUAUCUUCUUCUUAUGUUCUGCAUCAAGCCAUAGAGGGAAAAUUUUCGAGUGCGUACAAAGUUUGACGUUCACUCCACGAAGCAACUCGGUGUUUGACGGAUGGAAGACGCUCAAUCGCGAGAUGCCAUCCGAGACCUCGAGCCCUCUCUCUCUGGAGCAAAUAGAUGACUUUAUUUCUCAGCUAGACAAUAGCGUUAGGUCUCGCGUCGAAAAUAUCCCAAGCAACAAUGUGGAUUUACUUCAAGACCAAAAGCCGGUUGCCCGUCUCGGUGUGUUAUUCUCAGGAGGCAUUGAUUCGGCAAUCGUAGCUUACCUGGCUGACCGGCAUAUUCCCCGUGAUGAACCUAUCGAUCUCCUCAACGUAGGUUUUGAAAAUCCACGAACUCUCAGCGCUUCGCAAAAUCAAGCCGUCCAAGAGGCCAGAGCCCAAGGAAAGCGUGACAAAAAGGAACGAAAGAAGAGCACUCAUGCGCUAGAGAUUCCAGCAAAGCCUCCUGUUUUAAGCGUUGAUAGGCUUCCAAAAAUGGGAACGUAUGAUGUCCCGGAUCGACUUACGGGCUUAGAGCAGCUUGAUGAACUACGCAGGCUAUGCCCUCAUCGUAGGUGGAACUUUGUUUGCGUCAAUGUCCCGUAUGAUGAAUGUAAACAAGAGGAGCCCAGAGUAACGGCGCUUAUGCAUCCCUCUAAUACAGUUAUGGAUCUGAGUUUAGCAAACGCUCUUUACUUUGCCUCUAGGGGGAAAGGGGUAAUUUAUGGAUCUGAGGAGGAUGUUUAUGUGACCCCUGCAAAGCUUCAGCUAGACUUGGACAGACUCCCGGCCCGAAAUUUAGGACGAGACGAUCGAGUAAUCUCGGCCAAUGGUCGCGAAUCUCGUUACCCGUUUCUUUCUCUGGUUCUUGUUUCUUAUCUCGCCCAACUUCCAGUGCAGAUCAAGGUCGAUCCACGGCUCGCGCUUCAGGAGCAAGGGCUGGGUGCGGGGCUAGGUGAUAAGACACUUCUUCGGCUCGCUGCGGAGCGUCUGGGGCUCAUGCUGGCUAGCAGGAGAACCAAGAGAGCAAUGCAGUUUGGAAGUCGAAGUGCACGGAUGGAUAGCGGUACUUCCGAAAAAAAGGGGCAUGUUGUGCUUGAGUGA